Miniopterus natalensis is the source of this 1658-nucleotide messenger RNA. Lineage: Eukaryota; Metazoa; Chordata; Mammalia; Chiroptera; Miniopteridae. The record is from RefSeq and is a predicted model, not a curated record.
AGCCNGAGGCGGGAGCUGCGAGCGGGAGCCCGAAAGCACGAUGCUCGUGGUCCCUGGUGUCCUCGGGUCACCCGGUGUGAGGGCUGCUGCUCCGAGCCAAGGCCUGGCUUCGAGGAGGAUGCCCCAGCUGCCUGCCAGCUCCUUUCUGCACCAUGAGUGAUGAGCGGCGGCCACCUGGCAGCGCUGUGGGCUGGCUGGCAUGCGGAGGCCUCUCCCUGCUGGCCAAUGCCUGGGGUAUCCUCAGUGUGGGUGCCAAACAGAAGAAAUGGAAGCCUCUGGAGUUCCUGCUGUGCACGCUCGCGGCCACCCACAUGCUCAAUGUAGCGGUGCCCAUCGCCACCUACGCUGUGGUGCAGCUGCGGCGGCAGCGCCCUGACUACGAGUGGAACGAGGGCCUCUGCAAGGUCUUCGUCUCCACCUUCUACACCCUCACUCUGGCCACCUGCUUCUCUGUCACCUCCCUGUCCUACCACCGCAUGUGGAUGGUUCGCUGGCCUGUUAACUACAGGCUGAGCAAUGCCAAGAAGCAGGCGGUGCACACGGUCAUGGGCAUCUGGAUGGUGUCCUUCAUCCUGUCAGCCCUGCCUGCUGUCGGCUGGCAUGACACGAGUGAGCGCUUCUAUGCCCACGGCUGCCGCUUCAUCGUGGCUGAGAUCGGCCUGGGCUUUGGGGUCUGCUUCCUGCUGCUGGUGGGAGGCAGCGUGGCCAUGGGCGUGGUCUGCACAGCCAUCACCCUCUUCCAGACGCUGGCUGUGCGGGUGGGGCGCCCGGCGGACCGCCGUGCCUUCACCGUGCCCACCAUUGUAGUAGAGGACGCGCAGGGCAAGCGCCGCUCCUCCAUCGAUGGCUCCGAGCCGGCCAAGACUUCGCUGCAGAUCACGGGCCUGGUGGCCACCAUUGUCUUCAUCUACGACUGCCUCAUGGGCUUCCCCGUGCUGGUGGUGAGCUUCAGCAGCCUGCGGGCAGACGCCUCGGCGCCCUGGAUGGCGCUGUGUGUGCUGUGGUGCUCAGUGACCCAGGCCCUCCUGCUGCCCAUAUUCCUCUGGGCCUGCGACCGCUACCGGGCCGACCUCAAGGCUGUCUGGGAGAAGUGCAUGGCCCUCAUGGCCAACGAUGAGGAUUCCAGCGAUGAUACCAGCCUGGAGGGUGGCGUGCCCCAGGACCUGAUGCUGGAGCGCUCCCUCGACUACAGUUACGGGGGCGACUUCGUGGCCUUGGACAGGAUGGCCAACUACGAGCUGUCCCUGGAGGGGGGCCUGCCUCAGUUCUACCCGCUUGGGCCCUUGCAGGAGGACAAGAUGCAAUACCUGCAGGUCCCGCCCACGCGGCGCUUCUCGCACGAAGACGCGGACCUUUGGGCGGUGGUCCCGCUGCCGGCCUUCCUGCCGCGCUGGGGCUCGGGCGAGGACCUGGCCGCCCUGGUGCAGCCCGCGGGGCCCGACCGGCGCCGCGACAACCGGGUCCCAGCCCCAGAAGAGGCCAGGGAGGAAGAUGUACUGUCUGGCUUCACCUCACCUUCAGAGGUCCCUGUAGUUCCUGCCUGUGGGGUGAACUUGGGGAUGAGUUGGCCACGGGCGAGCAAUGUAGGGGACUGCUGUUCAGCCCAGCCAGCACUGCUGUGCCUUCAAGGACCACCAUGUCAUGAGGUCAUCAGCUAG